Cercospora beticola is the source of this 939-nucleotide messenger RNA. RefSeq lists its product as uncharacterized. Lineage: Eukaryota; Fungi; Ascomycota; Dothideomycetes; Mycosphaerellales; Mycosphaerellaceae. The record is from RefSeq and is a predicted model, not a curated record.
AUGGGAGCACCCACCGCUCCACGCGGCCAACAGAGAACAUUUGCUCAAGCUGCCAGCCGUGGUGGCAGUAAGUUGUUGCAGCAGGCAACAACACGUUAUGCUCAGUCAAGAACGCCAAACUUCGCGCCGUCAAAUACGCCUGCUACUCGCCCAGUCAAUGAGAAUGGUGCAGCUGAUCUGGUCCAGGGCAUGGCCGGGUUGAAUGUUAGCAACAACAAUGCUGCAACCACGCAGAUGAACAUCGUCGCUCCGACUCUAGGCCCACCUCCUUCGUACAAGAACACCAUCCUCAUACCUCCGGGCACAGCCUGGGCACCUUCGACCUCACCAAACCAAUCUGUCACGAUGCAAAACCAACACCACAGACGAGGAUGGUUCAGAAACGAGAUCUGUGUCAAGUCAUCGUACAAGAAAGCAUCAUUCAAGGUCGGAGAUGUAAUCUCUGUGCCAUUCCACAAGGCAAACCUGAUUCCCCAAGCUCAACCAGCAGACGAGGUCAACAUCACUUCUGUCGGGCCAGUGUAUUCCAAGAGACGAAUGUUCGUCGUUCUUUGGUUAGCAGAUGAAGAGAUGUUCUGCCUCCCACUCUACUCGUGGAACCAAGUCGGAAUGAUCAGGAAGCAGGGCUACGUCAAGGACUACGUGUCUCUUGGCAAUUGGAAGUACAGAGAUAGCUUCAAGCCCUCAGGAGUACAUCCUGCGAUCUGGUUCGUUCACAGAAACGAGGUGAGCGAGUUGACUGAUACCACAACCUGCCAUAUUGCUGGGGGAAAGCAUGUGGAAUAUCAGGAGGAUAUCUCGUAUGUUGGCCGCAUCACGAAGUCGAGCUAUGAGGCGCUUCUGGACCUGUGGGGUACGAGGAAUGAUGAGUUUACGAACCAGCCUACUGACUUCCCGCCGGAGGGAGAGCAGGAUCAGAGAUGGAAGGGCAGGCAGUAG